This is a messenger RNA of Funneliformis caledonium, 452 nucleotides long. The record is from the annotation of a GenBank genome assembly. NCBI's taxonomy places the organism in Eukaryota, Fungi, Glomeromycota, Glomeromycetes, Glomerales, Glomeraceae.
UGGAUGGGCAGUCACAGAAGGAUAGGGAAACGAUAGCAGAAAUAUCAGCCGUUGAUGAAUCUAACUCCGUAAUAGACCAGCAAAAUGAUGUCAACACUAAGUCAAUGGAAGAGGUACCUGAGGUGGUUGCAGAGCAAUCGGUAUCAGAUAAGGUAAUAGAUGAUUUUAUUCUCGAAGAAUCUGUCAAUGUACCUGACUCAGUUAUAGCUAAGCUCCCACCUAUUCACGAAGUUCAUAGUCAGUUAAAUUUAUCAGAGAAUUUGGAUUCAGAGCCAUUCAUAGCCAAUAUCUCUGAUAUCAAUUCUCAGGAUUCUGUCAUUCCCUUGAAUGAAAAAGAUGGACAAGAUGUUUAUCUUGCCAGUUUAUCAUCCAAAUCAUAUGUUGCUUCGCCCGGCUUUGAAUAUAGUAAGGACGGAAAAGUUCCCUAUAAACAAAAAGUAGAAAAAGGUUUA